Messenger RNA from Hypoxylon trugodes, 1584 nucleotides. RefSeq lists its product as uncharacterized. Gene Ontology annotation, molecular function: acyltransferase activity, transferring groups other than amino-acyl groups. The transcript has 4 exons. Lineage: Eukaryota; Fungi; Ascomycota; Sordariomycetes; Xylariales; Hypoxylaceae. The record is from RefSeq and is a predicted model, not a curated record. Bases 1 to 1584 code for a protein of 527 amino acids.
AUGCUUCCUGGUCAGUCUGCCGCUACGUCCGGACACCUAGGAGGCUCACGCCGGUCUCAGGUGACCCUCAUAAGAGAUCACCAGGCUUGCAUUCCCCUUACUAAAGUACUCGACGAUGGCGAUAUAGUGGUUCUGCUCACACCCGUUGUUCAACCUGUUCAGCCUGAUGCCGGUGAUAGUAACGAUCCAUUUGAGCCACUUGGCCGAGCCUUGGCCUCAAAGCAUCCGUGGAUCCGGCAUGUCCCGUACACAUCUCGGAACGGAAUGACCAGUACACAUGUCGGCUUCAUUAAACGUGCUAAAAUUGUUGUCUUCGUCAUCUCCGGGCUUCCGAGUGCCGGCCAAUCAUCUCAAGUUGAGAUUGGCUUAAUGGCGCGGAUGGUGGGGGAGCAACGACCUCAAAUUAUCGUGGCUUGCCAAAAUGUGCACGACCUUGGCCUUAUGGAAGCGAAUUUUCCCACUAUAGUUCAAAUACCUGGAUACCUACCUUCUGAUUUACGAACUGCAGCAGCCGUUUUAUUUGGCGAAGUUACAGCUACGAGCACUGCCGGAUUAGAUGUGCAAUCUUUGAUGAUAGAGCCGAAAUUUUGGCCCCCAGAAAACUGGGACGGGCUCAAUGUGGCCCCGGUGCAAGAGCUCUGGAAUCAGUGUCUGCCUGAUCAAUUUCACCUGGAAAAAUUCCCUCUGCAAUCUCUACUCCAGCGUGAUGGUUAUGCGAUGCACUUCGUCGUAAGACUACCCGAGAACCGCGAGGUGGUCGGGUUUUGUGCGACUUAUACCACAUUUGUGGAUCGGGAAGGCGAGAGAUUAAUUGGGUCUUUGGCUAUGAUUAUUGUUAAACCGGCCUAUCGGCGGCGUGGUAUUGGGCUUAGUCUGUACGAACACGCUCUUAAACAGCUAAAGAGGAUUCGUGGAGUCGAUCGGAUUCAAUUGGGUUCUACGUUCCCCCGCCUCCUGAGCGGAAUACCUGCGGCAUCUGCGUCCGAAGGGUGGUUUCGGAGGCGGGGCUGGCAAAUGGAUGGUCAGGUUCCAGGUCGCGGCCAGGAUAUCUGCGAUUGGAUCUUAAGAAUUAAUGAUUGGCCAAGCGGCGGGUUGUCAGCGGCUUCCGCCGGAUUGGCUUUCCGACAGGCUACAUUCGACGAUUUUAACUCGAUCGCGGACUUUGUGGAAAGAGAAUCUACUAGCAAAGAUUAUACGGGUUGGUAUGACCAGUAUAUGAACCUCGCAAAUGAUGGUCGCAUCGGCGAUAUUGUUCUCGGAUUAGAGCGAUCAGAAAUUGUCGCUUCUGCAUUGAUAUACACCCCAAUUGAAGUUAGCUCAUUGGCACAAGACCUGCCUUGGGCACGGACGAUUGGAUCUGACGUGGGGGGUGUAGCAUGCAUCUGCAUUGCAGACGGUAAUCCGGCCAUGACUACUAGUAAGGACACGGUUAUGAUCAGAUUACUUGACACCUGCGUCACCAUUCUCAAAGAACAAGGCAUGGACCGCGUGUUUCUCGAUGCCGUAAAAGGUGGCUAUGAAGGAUUUCAAUCAAUGGGGUUCCAGAAGUGGGCCAUAUAUAGAGAUCUUUGGCAGUCAAUAUGA